GAUUAACGCGAAGCAGUCAGUUGAGAGCCAAGAAGGAAUAUCAGCACAGCCAGAAAGGCAGACAGACGUGUUCGUUGAGCUUUCCCAGUGCUACUCGGGGGCUACAGAAGCAGCUCUGGCGUCGUACGAUAGCUUGUUCAUGCAACAAACUUUGUGUGACUUCAUGACGUCUGUGUGAAGGCCUCUAACAGGGCGUGCAUACCUCAUAAGCACUUGGUAGACCUUGUAGGCAGCAAACCAGCGCUGAUGUUGUCGACACUGGGUAUCUUGGAGGAGAUUGCUCCUCUCCUCCAAGCCUCAUUUACCAGUGUCUGAUCAAUUUGAGGUGAUGAGGAAUUAGAGGAGCACAGAGAGGCGAUUCUUGGGGAGAGCAACUGUCGUGAUCGAGAGUUGUGUGUGAUGAUAUUUGAAAAUGAUGUGAAGGAGAGGAAGGGAGACGGUGUGUUUGUGAGGAGCAGGGAAUAAAACGAGGAUGAGAGGCAGGAUAGCUGGAUGGAGCGGUGGGACAGGAGGCCGUUGGCGGAUGAUGAGCAAGCGAAGUUCGUUGCUCACAAAACAGCUUGUAUUAUUGAUUGUGCUUGUGCUGUUUCUCAUCACCAUUGUCGGGCACCACCGCGACGCUUUUAUUAACGCACGUUUGGAGACAAGCCAUCAGGCUCAAUUUCUGGGGCUGAUCGAGGGAGACCAUGAGCUUUUCUGGUGCGAUCGGUCGCAAUUUCGGACGGAUAUUUGCAACAUGAAAGGAGAUAUUCGAAUGCUCACGUUUAACGGCAACAAACCCAUCGUUCUGUACGCCAAGGACCCCGCCACAUCGUCAGUGACGGAGAUCGUUAAACCCUACACACGCAAGUGGGAGAAGAGCUGCAUGGACACGGUGCACGAGGUAACGCUCCGAAUUGUGCCAGCCAACUCCCAAACCGAUAAAACACCUUGCGAUGUCCACCACAAGGUCCCCGGCGUCGUGUUCAGCACCAGUGGCUACACAGGAAACUUGUUCCACGAGUUCAACGACGGCCUCAUCCCACUCUUCAUCACCAGCCAGCACUUGAAGGGCGAAGUCGUGUUCAUCAUCACUGAAUUUCACAAUUGGUGGCUCACGAAGUAUUUCGAAGUGCUGCAACAAUUGUCCCAGUAUGAGAUCAUUAGCUUUGAGAAUGACACUCGCGUACAUUGCUUCCCCGAACUUGAAGUUGGGCUCCACAUCCAUGACGAUCUCACAGUGGACCCCAACCGCAUGCCAAAUCACGAAUCAAUCCGCGACUUCAGGAAAUUACUGGAUCGUGGGUACGAAAACGCCUUGAGAUUUGACUCUCCCAUUCCCGAUGUUUCAAAGCCUAAGUUGAGCAUCAUCGUGCGCAAUGGCACGCGUAAGUUUCUAAACUUGGGUGACAUUGUGACGACGGCUGAGGAGCUUGGCUUCAAUGUCUCGCUACUAAGCCCCGAUCCCACCAUGGAGCUGAAGCGUCUCUUCCAGUUGCUCAACAGCACCGACGUGCUGAUGGGCGUGCACGGUGCCGCCAUGACGCACUUUUUAUUCAUGAAACCCGGCAAGGUAUUAAUCCAAGUGAUUCCGCUAGGCAUCGACUGGGCUUCGACCACGUACUAUGGCAAGCCCACAAAGAAGAUGGGAUUACACUACCUCCCCUACAAAAUUCUCCCCUCGGAGAGCUCCCUGAGUAGGCAGUAUAAUGCAAGUGAUCCCAUUUUGGUCAAUCCUGACGAGAUUUUUAAUCAACAAGGCUGGUGGACCAUGAAAAAAAUAUUUCUAGAGGGCCAGGAUGUGCGUCCUUCACUGACUCGUAUGCGCAAGAUUUUCAUGAGGGCGCUUAAAAAGCUGAAACGACCAGUGACGCCGCCACAAUCUAGUCGCACAGCCACCAAAGGCGGUUUAAUAGAUUAAGAUUGAUGUCCGAUAAGGAAUUCUGGCAGUGCAGCAUUGGCAAAAAGUUCAGCAUGUAAAUCUGUUGGAAGUGCGAUUAAUCCAAUAUCAGACAAAAAGAUUGAGCUAGUUAAGAAAUUAAAGAACUGUGUUUAAUCAUUUAGUCCACUUCUAUUCUGUCAGUGGAAAUGAUAUUACACUCGCUGUUGGACUAACUACAUGAUCCGCAAGAAUUUAAGAUUGCUCACACGGCAUCCAUCGGAUAUGCCGUGUCCAGGGCAUCCCUACAGCUCACUGCAGCAGAAUGCUCUGCAUCAUUGUGCUAGGGUACAGCGUCAUCUUCCUGGAUUCAUUCGCGGUAGUUUUGGGGGUUCGGGGUUUGGUAGCUUGAAUAACUGUUUUCCAACUUCCUCCCGAAGCACCUCGAAGGGCAGGGUAGUAUCCAUCAUCAAACGUUGAAGACAGUCGUGUGACGUCUCCUGCCCUUUCCAGCGAGAUUCAUUUCGGGGUUGUGGGAUUGCAAGUUCAGCAACUUAUGCUUAACAACAAUGUCGUUGAAGACGAUUGUGGAACAUAAAAGCAGUUAACAAUGGGAGCUGCAGGAGGGCAACGCCGGGAUUUUCCGAAAAUUAGCUAUUCUUGAACCUAAUGUUAGCACGUAUUCAAUCAUGUGUCACCCUCACGCCACGUACCGUGAGUACUUCGCAACAACUCUACACGGUAUUAGAGCGUUCAAAAUAAGCACUGAUGAUAUUCUUGAGUAUUCGAAAUAUAUCAUCACAGACGACAGUAGCAACUCUGUUUCAACGUUCCGAGGAAACCAGCAAAGAAUUACCGGGUAAAGGUUCUUCACUGGCUCUCUUCGUUGAUAGCGCUGAUUCCUUAAUUCAUUCUACCUACAUACCUCUACUACGUCUGAUGUUUGUAACAAGCUUUCAAAGUCGGAGUUAUGAAGCAGGUUUCCUUACUGGGUACAUGAUGUGAUAAAAUCCAGAAUCCUGUACAGAAUUACGAGUGAAAACCUGUCUAGUUCAAUUUGAUAA
Messenger RNA from Physcomitrium patens, 2922 nucleotides. Its product is annotated as xylan glycosyltransferase MUCI21. The record is from RefSeq and is a predicted model, not a curated record. Lineage: Eukaryota; Viridiplantae; Streptophyta; Bryopsida; Funariales; Funariaceae. Gene Ontology annotation, molecular function: glycosyltransferase activity.